CAGCGUGCACCAACAACCAACAACAAUGGUGUCCUUCGCAGCCCAAUCCUUGCCAUUGCCGAUGCGGUAUGCCUCCACAGCCGCCUUCCCCCUGCAACAGUGGACACCUAUCGGACGCUGAAAUUGAAGAAGAGAAAAGCCAGUUCCCUGGAAUGGUGACUUGUCCCUACACACCUUGCCCUUGCGGAGAGCAAAAGACGUGCUUAAAGCAAGCGAUAUCUUGUUCGUGCACUUGCGUGAAACAUCAUCAAGGUUGCGACUAUGCUUGGCAAAUCACUUGCAUAACGAAAUGCAUAACAAGCGGUCCUAGAUGCCUCUGUGUAUGCGUUGCUCCACGGCCUGAACCACAACCACCCUGCUGUCCUGGAAGUGGUCAAAUAUCCAACCAAGGGUCUUCUCUACCCUGCUGCAAUACUCCGUCAACUCCACGUCCUCCCUGCUGUCGUCAAAAUGUUCAAAUCUCCAGUCAUCAAUCUUCUCUUCCGUGCUGCAACAGCACGCAAGUAGUCUCUUCUCAAGCUUCAAGCCUGCCCUGCUGCCAGCAAAAUUACGGAAGACGUUGAAAUAUUGAAGUAAAUAC
Molecule: messenger RNA, 580 nt
Organism: Rhipicephalus sanguineus (brown dog tick)
Lineage: Eukaryota; Metazoa; Arthropoda; Arachnida; Ixodida; Ixodidae
Product: keratin-associated protein 10-2-like
Exons: 6
Coding region: 69-563 (164 amino acids)
Source: RefSeq, a predicted model, not a curated record